Molecule: messenger RNA, 826 nt
Organism: Octodon degus (degu)
Lineage: Eukaryota; Metazoa; Chordata; Mammalia; Rodentia; Octodontidae
Product: vomeronasal type-1 receptor 90-like
Exons: 2
Biological process (GO): G protein-coupled receptor signaling pathway
Cellular component (GO): membrane
Molecular function (GO): pheromone receptor activity
Source: RefSeq, a predicted model, not a curated record
AUGUGGACUGAAUGGGAAGGUGGAGUAUUUCCUGAAGUGGAAGUAUUCUUUGAAGUCACAACUGGGAUCAUAGCCAACACUGUCCUGCUUGUAUUCCACAUCUUCACAUUUCUACUCAAGCACAGGCCCAAACCUCUUGACUUGACCAUCAGUCAGUUGGCACUAAUCCACCUGAUAUUGCUGGUAACCAUGGGAUUCAUAGCUGUAGACUUUUUUGGAUUGCAGGACUGGAGGAAUGACUUCAUUUGUAAAUUAGUUGUCUAUGUAAACAGGUUAAUGAGGACCCUCUCCAUCUGUACCACCUGCCUGCUCAGUGUCCUUCAGGCCAUCAUGCUCAGCCCUAGAAACUCUUGUCUGGCAAAAUUUAAACAUAAAUCUGCACAUUAUCUGUGUUGCCUUAUCUUCUUAUGGAUCUUCAAUAUGUUCCUGAAUGGUCGCUUCUUAGUCUCUAUUGGUGCCACUCCUAAUGUGACCUCACAGAGUCUCAUGUUUGUCACUGAAUCCUGCUCUCAGUGGCCUAUUAGUUACUUCUUCAGGUACAUAUUUCUCAUAUUGGUGAAUGUUCAGGACAUCUCCUUUAUAUGCAUGAUGGCUUUCUCAAGUAGAUACAUGGUGAGUCUCCUGUGCAGGCAUAAGAGACAUUUCCAGCAUCUUCACAGCAACAGACUGUCUCAAAAAACAUCACCAGAAGAAAGGGCUACCUGGAGUAUUCUGGUGCUCAUGGGUUUCUUCAUUUUCAUGUACAUUUUGGACUGUGUUAUUUUUUCAGUCUUUGGCAUAUUGUGGAAAAAUGAUCCAGUUAGUCUUUGUGUCCGGAUACUUGUGG